Molecule: messenger RNA, 8423 nt
Organism: Tuber aestivum (summer truffle)
Lineage: Eukaryota; Fungi; Ascomycota; Pezizomycetes; Pezizales; Tuberaceae
Source: the annotation of a GenBank genome assembly
AAGAAACCAUUACUAGAGACGUUAAACGAGAACCCAUAACCUUGGAUCUUGGCCCACCAUGGAUGACGGCGAACGGGUCAGCUUCGACUUGAACGAAUCGCUAAAAUACUAUAAUGACAACCCAAACAGUGUACCGUGUACCGACGCCGACCCGGAACUGUUAGAGGCAGAGUCUGAGCCGGAAGCGCUCUCCAAUGCCCAGAUAAAUCGAAUACUUGAGCCUAUAAUUGAUUCCAUUGCAGUCAAUCCCGAUGCCAUCACCCGUCCGUCAAAUUUCGAUUCCCUACAAUGUCUCCUGAAGUACCUUCGCUCCUCCCGCUCCGCCUUACCCCCGGAGAAGUGCUAACGAAGAAAACCCCGUAGAUAUUUCCCCACAAUCCCUACACAAGCUAUCGGUAAGGUCCUCGACCUGAUCGCCUCCGGCCUUUCCGCGGAGGCAGAAAUUGCAAACCAGGACAUCGAAGGCGAGGAGCAGGACACCCUCAAGGAUCACAGGGAGCUUCUCGAGAUGUAUGGAUUCCUUCUCCGGUGGGCUGUUACUGCUCUGGAGAGCCGCGCGGCAGACAAAGCCACCACCGCUGCGGCCCCUGUUGGACGGAAGGGGAAGGGGAAGGGGAGAGCGGCGGCUGCUAGUGGCUCUUGGGAUUCUACAACACAUCUUAUCGUGGCUCUAGAGACGAUGUGCAAAGUGCUGAAAUUGAAGCUAAUACGGGUGUUUGUUACCACAUCGGAGAGGGAUACGUUUGUCAGUUUAUUCACAAAGCCUGUUUAUAUUGUUCUCGAAAGCGAGCAGCGGGUGAAAAUUACAAAUGUCAGAAUGCAUUUAUUCAAGGUCUUGUGUAUCUCUGUGAAGCACCAUGGACACGCGUUUGGUAAGAAUUAUGCCCCACGGAUGGAGGUGGCGUUCACUGAAAACAGCAUCUAAUUUUCUAGUCUACAGGCGCACAAACCUCUAUUGUUCAAAAUCUCACCUACUUCGAACAUCUAUCCGAGCCCAUGGCGGAAUUCCUGCAGAUCCUUUCGGAGCAGUACGAUUAUCCACAGUUGGUGGACGAGAUUUUAAGAGAAUUGAGCAAUAAGGAAUUUAACAGCAAUGACACAAGGGGCCCAAAGUCUGUAUCGGGAUUCAUUUCAAAGCUGUCAGAGCUAGCUCCACGACUUGUCAUUAAGCAAAUGACUCUCCUCAUUAAACUGCUUGAUAGCGAGGUAACCAAAUUCCCUCUCAACGAUGAUUAAGCAGUUUGCUUAUACAGAACCCCGGCCCUGUUAGUCGUACAAUCUUCGUUGUGCUGUUAUAGAUGUUUGUGGAAAUCUUAUUGUCGACCUAGCCAAGGAGGAUGACGAGAGGGGUGACAGUAACAAAGCUCAGAUGGAAGCUUUCUUCGAUGUACUGGAAGAGCGAUUCCUGGACGUUAACCCCUACUGUCGCUGCAAGGCUAUCCAGGUUUACACCAACAAAAUCCUUGAGUAUGCUCAACUCCUACCGUAUGCACCUAUUGGUCACGAUACUCACUAGGCGCAGGCUCGAAAAGAAAUUCAACAAACGACGACAAAAGGUAGCAAACCUAGCCGUAAGGAGUUUAGAAGACAAGAGCAGCAAUGUUCGAAGGAAUGCUAUCAAACUCUUGACCAAAUUGAUAACAGCCCACCCCUACAACCUCCAUCAUGGGGGUGUCCUUACACUCACGCUCUGGAAGACCGGACUACAAGUUGCCACUGCGAAUCUCGAUGCAUUAAAACCCGCGAUUGAGAACCCUCCUGUGGACCAGGAAGCUGGGAACGAAACAGUUGAAUCCAAUUUAUAUGAUGAAGAAACGAUGAUUGAGGGCGGAGAGGGAACAGAGGGGGAAGAAUCUAGGAAAUCCCCACCUCCACCGCCUCCCCCGGAGGUCCCCGAGGUUGAUAAUUCGGAUGAAAUCAUACGACUCAACCUAACAAGACGCUAUUACCUUGAAGCUGUUCGAUUCAUCGAAGUAAUACAUGAUGCAUCUGAACAUGUUUGCCAGCUUCUGUCUUCCAAGAAUAAGAGUGAAGUUGUGGAAGCAAUGGACUUUUUCAAGGUUCUCCACACUUAUAAAGUAGAGAAAGCAAACGUUGGUCCACACUAUCCUUUGAUUGCCCCCUUCUUGGGGUGGAUAUGCUAACUGUCUUUCGGGCAUAGGAUGGGAUUCGCCGAAUGCUACGACUAAUCUGGACUAAAGGAAACAGCGACGAGGGGAAGGGUAUACAAUCUCACCUUGUUGAUAUCUACAAGGCACUCUUCUUUGAUGCUCCCCAUGGGUUCAACGCGAACGAGGCCGCUACAUAUAUCGCGCGGAAUAUGAUCUCUCUUACGCAGGGGGAUGUUACUCCCGCCGAACUGACAUCGCUGGAACAAUUAUUGAGCAGAAUGAUGAAGGAGGGACAUGUUUCCGAUCUUGUGAUUCACAAGUUGUGGCAAAUCUAUGGAGUACAAAAUCGGAGCAUAUCCAAGAAGCAGCGCCGAGGGUCUAUUGCCGUAUUGGGCAUGCUUUCCCUUGCAGACCCAGAUAUAGUUGUCCGGCAACUGGAGACAAUCUUGAGGACUGGACUGGGGCCUUUGGGAAGGUCUGAUUUGGUACUGGCUAGAUACAGCUGUGCUGCACUUAGGCAUAUUAGCCCAAGUGGGCGGAAGGCUAAAGGUAUGAACACGGGGUGUAUAUUUUGGUUGUAAAUGACGCGUGCUGACUGCUUUCCCGCCUGUCAAGAUACCCACACAGCUAUGACAAAGCUUACAAACGAUCAUGCUAUCUUGGUAAGAUUGGCAGCGCUUGUAGAGCUUCAAACAGAGAACCAGGAAUGGUAUGUGAUUUUCCUCCGAAAUUUGACGCUGAACUAACAGUAGCUUGUAGGUUUGGAGUUGCGGAGCAGGCUAUCAGCGCUAUAUAUGCAUUAUCUAAGCACCCAGACGUGCUCUGUACAGAGGUGAUACGGCGCAAAACUAAGGCUGUUUUUAGCCAACAGGAAAAUCCUGCACCCGAGCCGGAACCGGAACCGGAACCAGCUCCUGCGGACGAAGAUGUAGAUAUGAUGGACAUAGAUGAAGCGCCAUCAUCACCUCCCGCGCAGACGCCUGCCGCUAUUCACGAGCAAGAGGAGCCAAAGAAGGGGGGGUCUUCGUUUCCUUUGUCUCAACUAAUGUUUAUUGUCGGUCACGUUGCUGGUAAGGCCCAUCCUAGGCCAGGACUGAGACGACAUUCUAACUCCCGGAAUAGUGAAACAGAUUGUCCAUCUGGAACUCAUUGAAUUAGAAUUCAAACGUCGGAAAGGCGAAGCUGAAAAAAGUAACAUAAUGCUCUCGUUUGGUGAUGAUCCGUAUUCUAACCUAGAUGCAGAUAAAGAGGCAUCGCCGCAGAAGAAGGGAGGAGAGGAGCCUGAUGAUCUGGAUCUCAUUGGGGGUACCACUGAAGACGACUUCACCGAAGCUAUGGGCAUAAUUAGGGAGCGCGAACUUCUAUACGGCGAAAACUCGAUUUUGUCAAACUUUGGUCCUCUGUGCGCCGAAAUUUGUGCCAAUAAUAUAUCCUAUAAGGUUUGCACCGCCUCUCCCUGACCUUCCAACACCCAGCGCUGAUGCCCCAGAAGGAUCGGACUCUCCAGGCGCAGAGCGCCCUUUGCAUGGCGAAGUUGAUGUGUGUGUCAUGUAUGUGAUUGAUGAUAUCCUAUGUCUGAGUGCGCCGCUUGCUCACGACAUACUUUCUAGCCGAAUACUGCGAGUCCAACUUGCCGUUAUUGAUCACUGUCAUGGAGUACUCUGUAGACCCUAUCACCCGUAGUAACGCAGUGAUAGCGCUCGGAGAUAUGGCAGUUUGCUUCAACCAUCUAAUUGACGAAAACACAGACUUCCUCUACCGCCGUUUGAGGGACCGUGAUGCAUCUGUCAAGAGGACGUGUCUUAUGACGUUAACCUUCUUAAUUCUAGCCGGUCAAGUCAAAGUCAAAGGCCAGCUUGGCGAGAUGGCAAAAUGCCUGGAAGACUCUGACAAGCGCAUUGCGGACCUUUCUAAAAUGUUCUUUAGCGAGCUGGCGACGAAAGAUAACGCAGUCUACAAUCAUUUUGUGGACAUGUUCUCACUACUCUCGGCCGAGAAAGAUCUCAGCGAAGAUGCCUUCAAGAAAAUCAUCAAGUUCCUGGCGACCUUCAUCGAGAAGGACAAGCAUGCUAAGCAAUUGGCGGAUAAGCUCGCGGCUAGGUUGCCACGAUGCGAUACUGAGAGACAGUGGAACGACGUUGCCUACGCGCUGUCACUCCUCCCGCACAAGAACGAGGAAAUCGCAAAAACCCUCACUGCAGGAUUCAGAGUUGUCCAGGCAAGUGCUUAAGAUGGUCCAUGGAGGCAACGCUAUGUUUAAACGUGUUGGCACGAUAAACAUUAUUAUUGUACAAUAGCUACCAGCUGAUUAUGUUAUUCAUGGAAAAAUGGGCUGGAAGUUGGGUUAUUCUAAACAAAUACUUGGUGAAAGAAAGAAAGAAGAAAAAAAACCGUCCAUAAUGGCCGAGCUUCCAUCUCUCGCGCUGCGGUACCGUAUCUGUCAUACGUGCCGCCAUGUGUCACACGUCGCUGCUGUGCACACUCUCGUACUCGUCGCUGCUGUGCACGCUCUCGUGCUCGUGCUCGUGCUCCUCAUGUUCAUGUUCACAGCACUCAUCAUGCCCAUGGUCUUGACACCGCUGCCCCUGCUGCUGCUGACUCUUCAACGGCAGCAGCAACCUAAACGCCGAAUUCCCAUUCAAAUAAUACCUAUGCAAUCGCUUACUCCGCAGGAAACCCAACCCUUCGUAAAGCCUCAUGGCAGCGGUAUUGGUGAUCUCUGUCUCCAACGCUACCUACUCUCCCCCCGCGCCCAAUUAGCCGCCAACGCCCACCCCCGGUGAGCAUAAGUGAUACCUCAUCAGCAUCCCUCUCGAUCAUAGCUUUGAUCGCCAUCUUGACCAGGUUCGUCGCGAUCCCUUUACCCCGGUAACGUUCCCUAACAGCUAGCAUGGCAAUGUACCCGCGCAUUGGCCCGCCGCGAUGGGUCUCAAGCUUGCAGACCACGACGCCAAUCAUGGUUCCCUCGUCCAUUGCCUACGGCCGCGUUAGCUAUUGCGGGGGGGGGAGGGAGGGGAGGGGAACCAUGUAGCACAGGUCUCCCCAUUGAUAGAGAAAGUAGCGGUAGACGUAGAUGCUGUACGGCUCGGAAAGGUCAGUAGAUAUCAGCGUACGGAUGGCCUCGAGCUGUCUCGGUUCUUGGGUUGCGUCGUAGGGGGUGUAAAUUAUUUCUGGCAUUGUGUGGUGGCGGUUGGUGAGGCUCUGUUCGGAUUAUCUUUGGUGGUUGCGGCGGAUUCUUUGGUGAAGAAUGCAGGGAUGUGGAAUCCGGAAUGGAGUUGCGCCAUGUUGCUUUUUAUCUGUUAUAAUACGACACUAUGGAGGGAGGAAGGCAUCAUUGUUGGUUGCUGGCACUAGUAGCUACCAGGUUCUUCUCUCCCCCUUCCCUCCUCUCUCACUCUCUCUCACCUCGACCAACCGACCCUCUCCCUCUCAAGCUACUCGCUCUCCUACCCUGCCGCAAUACUAUUAGCCAUACGGGGCAUCGCAUCAUACAUUCAACACCUACAGCAUAACGAAUUUACUGCAUCAUAAUAUCAUCCAAAAUCCAUGCCCGUCAAGAGCCGCAAGCAGCAAGGUUCCCAAAAUCCCUCGGAGCCCGAACCCGGUCAUGAUGCCGCAACUUCACCCUCGCCCUCCCCACUGCCGCCCCAGGAACCCAAAAAGACCAAGAAGCGCUCACUGGGCCUCACAUUCUUCAUCGGUGGCAUCGCCGGCCUCCUGCUGGCCGGCUUCGCAGCAAAGAGCCAAGACUCCAUGCAAUUCAUUUCCGAGCUGCGACUGGAUGUUCUGGUCGACGUAAUCCCGGCCGGCAUUCUGAAGGAAGCGACGGAGAUUUCGAAGCAGGAGAAGGAUGCGGUUGGGCAUGAAUCUUUUCAGGUGGGACUUGCGUUGAAGGCGGAGGGCCUGACGGCUAGGCAUCCGGUUGUCAUGAUACCGGGGGUUAUUUCUACAGGUUAGUUCUCUGCUCUCUCUUGGCCCGCGGAGGUGGGGACUGACCGCGGGGUGUGGUGGCUUAGGGCAGUUAUAAUUCUAUCAUCUAUGCUACGGGCGUGCGCUGACGAGUGACGGUUGUGGUGCUGGUUGGGGCGAGUAGAUUGGAGAGUUGGGGAACUGGUGAGAAGAGUCGGCCGUAUUUUCGGAAGAGGCUCUGGGGGUCUUGGAGCAUGUUGCGGGCAAUGGUUACUGAUAGGGCCACUUGGAAGGUUCAACUUUUGUACAUUCCGAUGUUGCCGAAAUGCUGCUUACGGAUUGUGGUGGUGGUUAGGCGCAUGUCAUGCUUGAUAAAGAGUCCGGCCUUGAUCCACCCGGGAUAAAGCUUCGAGCUGCACAGGGCUUCGAUGCUACGGAUUUCUUCGUCACUGGGUAUUGCCAACAUCACCGUGCUUCCUCCGGCGCCACCGCAGGCCCACAAUGCUGGGCUUGAACUGACGGCAUGAAAAUGUAGGUAUUGGCUGUGGAGUAAGAUUAUCGAGAAUCUAGCUAGCAUCGGAUACGAUCCCACCUCAGCAUACACAGCUUCUUACGAUUGGCGGUUGGCGUAUCAGAAUUUGGAGCUUAGGGAUCGGUACUUUUCGCGGCUAAAGAAUUAUAUUGAGACCGCUGCUAAGCUUUCCGAUAAGAAGGUGGUGUUGGUAGCUCAUAGCAUGGGGUCCCAACUCGCACAUUAUUUUUUCAAGUGGGUGGAGGCGGAGGGGUAUGGCAAUGGUGGGCCAAGAUGGGUGGAGGACAACAUUGAAGCGUUUAUAAACGUACAGUACCUCUCCAUCACAGCCUCUCACCCGCUAAUACCCACACCAACCACAGAUAAGUGGAUGUAUGCUCGGCGCUGUAAAAGGCGUGCCGGCAGUGCUAUCGGGGGAAAUGAAAGACACCGCCCAGUUGAACCGCUUCGCAGUCUACGGCCUGGAGAAAUUCUUCAGCCGCGAAGACCGUGCGGAAAUCAUGCGCGCCAUGCCCGGGAUCUCAAGCAUGCUACCGAAAGGUGGCAACGCUGUCUGGGGCAACCUAACCUGGGCACCCGACGACCUCCCAUCGCAGGAUACCAGCAACGGCGCAUUCAUAAAAUUCACCAAGGGGAACUACACGGAGGCGCAUGCGAACCUGAGCAUGUCGGAUAGCCUCGCCUACCUUUUCGAUAACUCGGACUCUUGGUUCCCCAACAUGAUCCGACAGUCCUACUCCCACGGCGUAGCCCUGAGCGGCGCAGAAGUAGAGGCCAACGAGAAGAUCCCGCAGAAGUGGGUGAACCCUCUGGAGUCGCGGCUUCCGCUUGCGCCUAGUUUGAAAAUCUACUGCUUUUACGGGAUUGGAAAGCCCACCGAACGGAGUUACUACUAUCAGGAGAACAAGGACCCUCUGUCCCGGUUGAACGUUAGCAUCGACACGGCCGUGAGUGGGGAAGGCAGUGACCGCGGGGUCGUCACAACCGAAGGCGAUGGCACGGUCCCGCUCCUAUCCGCGGGGUAUAUGUGCGUGAAGGGGUGGCGGUUGAAGAGGUUUAAUCCCGCCGGCGUCAAGAUCAAGACGUAUGAGAUGCCGCACCAACCGGAGAUGUUUGACAUCAGGGGUGGUCCGAAUACUGGGGAUCAUGUUGGUGUGCUUUUUCCCUCUCUUUCCCUCUCUCUUUCCCUCUCUCUCUUUCAUCACUGCGAGAGCUAGGUUUUCAGAUGCUAAUUGGGCGGUAGAUAUCCUUGGGCGCCAGAAACUCAAUGAAUUAAUCCUUAGAGUAGCGGCCGGCGACGGCGAUAGUAUCAACGAGAAUAUUGAGUCGGAUAUCGUGGCUAUUUCGGAAAAGGUUAAGGUUUAUGAUGAUUAAUCGAUCGGAGUUUGUUUUUGCGAAGGGGAGAAAAAAAAAGAUUAGAUUACUGUAGGUGCCCUGGAGGAUGCUGUACUGUACUCCCGAAUUAGGGGUAGUAUCAUACACUGCCCCAAUUAAUUGGUUAGCUUUUGUUUCGAUUGCCGUGUCUCCCUUGUUAGACCGGGGCCAAUCACAACAUCAUGGCAGUAGUCGUGUAAGGUCAUUUUAUGGCAGGAGCUGCCUGAGUAGUGGCCAUGGAGGCGGGAAGGCGAGUAGCUAGUCUAGGUAUCCGCGCAGCAGUUUGAUAGAGACCCGAUCACUACCACAGCAACUGAUGGCACCGUAAGAACGGUUGAGAAUACUCAGGCAAGCAGGAAAAAACCCACCACCCAUUAUCCAGUGGGCUAGUUGGUACGACACGACACACCGCCAUGUUAUGGAGCGCUGUAAUGAUGGACGCUCCAUGAUAUUUCCAUUCCAAAUAUGAUACCUUCUUCAUAACCCAAGUGGUAACC